CCACUUCUCCAAUGGAGUGUGACGUCACCACGUGUCUCCUGUCGGGACUGUACUUAACGACUGCUGUUCAGUGCAGAUUAUCUCGGUCAAAUAAAUAACUGUCCCGAGGACCGACUCGAGUCAGCUCGACAGCGGGGAAGAUCUGAUCUCUGUCGGUGCUGAAGGGGUUUCCUCAAACUUACUCGUCAAUGUAGUCCAACAACACUCGGGACGUCGGGAAGUAAAUAGAGAUCUCGACAGUUAGCGCGCGAGCUGCUAGCGCGAGCGUCUUAAAGUGAAGUAAACGGAGUAAAAGCGGAGUAAAGAUGGAGUUAGAGGACGGUGUCCUGUACCAGGAGGACCCGGGCACCUCGGCGAUGAUGUCCGAGCGGGUGUCCGGCUUGGCGAGCUCCAUCUACCGCGAGUUCGAGCGGAUGAUCGGCAAGUACGACGAGGACGUGGUGAAGGAGCUGAUGCCGCUGGUCGUGGCGGUUCUGGAGAACUUGGACUCGGUGUUCGCGGUGAACCAGGAGCACGAGGUGGAGCUGGAGCUGCUGAAAGAGGACAACGAGCAGCUCAUGACCCAGUACGAGCGCGAGAAAGCGCUGAGGAAGAGCGCGGAAGAGAGAUAUAUUGAGUAUGAGGACUUGCAAGAGCAAGACAAGAAGGAUCUACAGACCCGUGUGCAGCUUCUGGAGGCUCAAACCAGACAGAUGGAGCUCAAGACCAAGAACUACGCGGAUCAGAUUGGAAGAUUAGAAGAACGUGAAGCCGAGCUGAAGAAAGAGUACAACGGCCUCCAUCAGAGACACACAGAGAUGAUCCACAGUUACAUGGAGCACUUGGAACGUACCAAAUACCAGCAGCUGACGGGGGAGACGGCAGACACUGGCAGUCAGAGCAGAAUCAGGAAGGAGCGUCCCGUCUCUCUGGGUAUUUUUUCAUUGCCGGGAAGCGAUGCGAUGACCCCCGACCUGCAUCGGGAAGCUGUGGAGACUCCAGGGACGGACACAUGGAGAUAUAACAAUCUCAGCCACCCUCGCUCCAACACCAGCCUCAAGCUGGAGGCGGAUGGUAAGAGUUCACAGGAGAAUUUGGAAACCCAUUGGACCGACUCCAGUAAGGAUGAACUGUCUGACGCUGGAAGGGGUCAGUCCAAAUCCGGCACGGCAUCAGAUGUGGUCAUGGCGUCGGUGGAGGAGGCCGAAGGUUUGGACAAGAACCUGGACUCCAGCAGCGCUAAACCAGACAGCAGGAAGAACAUCGGCGUACAGAAGGGUGUGGCAGCAGAGACGCCACCUACAGGAGCCGAUCAGAGUGAGAAUGCCGAGCGAUCGGAGGUCCAGGCGAUCAUCGAGUCCACACCGGAGCUGGACAUGGACCUGAGUGGAUGCAAAGCCACCAGCACUCCCACUAAAGGCAUAGAGAACAUGGCGUUCGACCGCAACACUGACUCUCUCUUUGAGGAGCUCUCGUCUGCAGGAAAUGACCUCAUAGGAGACGUGGAUGAAGGUGCUGAUCUGCUGGACGAGUACUCUGGUAUGGGGCGUGAAGUGGAACAUCUGAUCCAUGAGAACACUCAGCUUCUGGAGACGAAGAACGCUCUGAAUGUGGUGAAGAAUGAUCUGAUCGCUCGUGUGGAUGAGCUGGUGUGUGAGAAAGACGUUCUUCAGGGAGAGCUGGAGGUCCUGAAACAGACCAAAGACAAGCUGGAGGAGCGGAACAGAGAGCUGGAGGAGGAGCUCAAGCGAGUCCGAGCCGAGGUGGAGGAAGCCAAACUGAAGACAAAAGAGGACGAUGAUAGCGACGUGCCCACAGCCCAGAGGAAGCGCUUCACGCGGGUGGAGAUGGCUCGAGUCCUGAUGGAGAGGAACCAGUAUAAAGAGAGGCUGAUGGAGCUGCAGGAGGCCGUCAGGUGGACGGAGAUGAUACGAGCGUCAAGAGAGAAUCCAGCCUUGACGGAGAAGAAAAAGUCCAGUAUCUGGCAGUUGAUUUUCAGCAGGCUCUUCAGCUCUUCGUCCGGCGCCACAGCCAAGAAACCCGACGCGCCGGUUAACCUGAAGUACAACGCUCCCACCUCACACGUGGUCCCGUCGGUGAAGAAGCGGAGCAGCACGCUCGCUCAGCUGCCCAGUGACAAAUCCAAAGCCUUCGACUUCCUCAAUGAGGAGGCGGAGGUGGAGAGCGUGGUGUCGCGCAGAGAGCAGAAGAGAGCUCAGUACAGACAGGUGAAGGAUCACGUGCAGAAAGAGGACGGCAGGAUGCAGGCGUACGGAUGGAGUUUACCUCCAAAAUACAAGGUUUCCAAUGGUGGACAAGCAGAGAGCAAGAUAAAGAAUCUGCCCGUGCCCGUCUACCUGCGGCCUUUAGAUGAGAAAGAUGCUUCCAUGAAGCUGUGGUGCGCUGCAGGAGUGAAUCUGUCCGGCGGUAAGACACGAGACGGAGGCUCCAUUGUGGGAGCGAGUGUGUUUUAUAAAGACGUGUCUGGAGGCGAGAGCGACCGCGUCGGCCCCAGGAGGAAGAGAGGCUCUCAGAGCAGCCUGGACCGACUGGAGCAGGAACUGAAGGAGCAGGAGAAGGAACUGAGGCAUCAGGAUGAACUCUCCAGCCUGGUGUGGAUCUGCACCACCACACACGCCACCUCCAAGGUCAUAGUCAUUGACGCCAACCAGCCCGGAAACAUCCUGGAGAGCUUCUUCGUGUGUAACUCUCACGUGCUGUGCAUCGCUAGCGUUCCAGGCGCUCGUGAGACGGACUACCCCGCUGGAGAGGAGCUGAUCGCAGACGGUGAGGGUGAAGGGGCGUCUAAAGUCAGCUGUGCAGCCGGCGGAGCCUCUGCGGGAUCUGACGGGGGGCCGGAUGGCAUCACGGUAGUGGGCUGCUCUGCAGAAGGACCCGUGGCGAUCCCUCAAACCGUCUGCACCAACUCCAUAGAAUCCUCUAACUUUGAUGAGGUUUUGGGGCAGCGCAGGCAGGACGCAGUGACGGCAGCAGAAGAAGCUCUGGAGGCCACGGAAAGCACCAGCAACACGCCUGCGGAUGAGAGCCAGACCGGGAUCUACACCGAACACGUGUUCACCGACCCGCUGGGAGUGCAGAACAGCAGAGACACGCCGUCCAACUACACUCAGAGGGAGUGUGAUCUGGUGAAGGAUGGCGUCAGCUCAGCGCCUGAGGAGCAGGAUCUCAUGAGAGAGGAAGCCAGCAAGAUGAGCAGCGUUCUGCCUACAAUGUGGCUCGGAGCCCAGAACGGAUGCGUGUACGUUCACUCGGCUGUAGCGCAGUGGAGGAAGUGCCUUCACUCCAUCAAGCUGAAGGAUUCCGUCCUGGGGAUUGUUCAUGUGAAAGGACGUGUUCUGGUGGCUUUGGCUGAUGGCACGCUUGCAAUCUUCCACAGAGGUGUUGACGGCCAAUGGGAUUUGACCAACUAUCACCUGUUAGAUCUGGGCCGUCCGCAUCACUCGAUCCGCUGUAUGACUGUCGUGCAUGACAAGGUCUGGUGCGGAUACAGGAACAAGAUCUUUGUGGUUCAGCCUAAAGCCAUGAAGAUAGAGAAAUCGUUCGACGCCCAUCCUCGUAAGGAGAGCCAGGUGAGACAGCUGGCGUGGGACGGAGACGGCAUCUGGGUGUCCAUUCGUCUGGACUCGACCCUCAGACUGUUCCACGCGCACACAUACCAGCACCUGCAGGACGUCGACAUCGAGCCGUACGUCAGCAAGAUGCUGGGCACCGGUAAACUGGGCUUCUCUUUCGUGAGGAUCACCGCGCUGACGGUGUCGUGCAAGCGUUUGUGGGUCGGUACCGGAAACGGCGUCAUCAUCUCCAUCCCUCUGUCAGAGAAAAGUAAAGAUGCAGCAGCAGCGUCAAAUCGGCCAGGCAGCGCGGUCCGCGUCUACGGCGACGAGAGCAGUGAUAAAGUCACGGCGGGCACCUUUGUGCCCUUCUGCUCCAUGGCACACGCCCAGCUGUGUUUCCACGGGCACAGAGACGCCGUCAAGUUCUUCACCGCCGUCCCAGGACAGGUGGUUCCGUCUGCAGGUGCCGAGGCGACCGCUGAUGAGUCGCCCACGCCAGAGCUGGUGCGGUCUGUGCUGGUCAUGAGCGGAGGAGAGGGUUACAUCGACUUCAGGAUGGGCGAUGAAGCAGGAGACACAGAAAACAUGGAUGAACCCACUCUGAAGCUGCAGCCCUUCCUGGCCCGAGCCGAGCGCAGUCACCUGAUCGUGUGGCAGGUCAUGGCCAAUGAGGAGUGACGUGUGACGCUCUGGACCUUUUUCCCUCAGUUCUGCUUUAUUUAAGAUGUUUUAAGCAUUGGCUUAUAGUAUUUCUCUCCUGCAAACCAUGAUUAUCAGCGAAGAAUGAAGUGUUCUGUGUGUUUGUGCUUCACAAUGAAUGAAUGAAUGAAGGGUUUCUGGAGAACUCGAGCUUCUGCGUUCAGCGUAAACCGUUUAUUUGUGGGAUCUCCGCAGAUUGAAAGCAAUAUCCUCACAUGAACGUCACCAAAGGAUCAGAAAGUUGAUCUUCCACCGCGGCCACGUCUGUGUUUCGCUCGUCCGCCGUCUUUUUUAACACUAGAGCAGUUUUCCGAGGAAAGCGAGCGUGUAGAUAAACGUGCAGAGACAGAGGCAUAUUUUUAUGAGACUUUUGUACGCGUCUUUUAGAUCUGCCGUUGUGCUUGCGUCGGUCUGCAGUUGUUGGUCCUCUCCAGGAGAGCAGAAACAACUUCCUGUCGCAAACUAGCCGUUGCAGUAUUUAUUUCUGUGAACCAGCCUUUGCAGUUCAGAAUGUAACUCUGUACAUUGAAUAUAAAUAUAUAAAAAUACAAAUAUGUAUAUGAAACGUAGACUGCUUGAUUUGAUUAUUUUUUUAAAGGUGAUUGAUGAUGUAAAUGAGGUUGAUUGAUUGGAUGAUCUACGGAAAUGUUCCUUCAAUGAGCUAUGCACUGUUUUAUAACGGACCGCAGGGGUGUGUGUGUGUGUGUCGUGCGUAGAGGAGUGUGUUAUGCCGUCCCAUAAUCCUCCAGGUUUGUGAGAAUGACAUCAGCGUUACCCAGUGUCCAUCCUUCUCAUUUUAGCCUUAAUCUAUUAAACUGACGUUUUUGGGGAGCUUGCUGUGUUUUAUUAUUAUGAAGAUGAUUUAUAGAUGCACUUAAAAGUUUGACCAAAAAAAUCAAAUAAGAAACUGUUAAUAAAGCAAAGAAACAUCAAGUAAAUCA
This is a messenger RNA of Megalobrama amblycephala (Wuchang bream), 5194 nucleotides long. RefSeq names its product sperm associated antigen 9b (gene spag9b). Gene Ontology annotation, cellular component: cytoplasm. Gene Ontology annotation, molecular function: kinesin binding; JUN kinase binding; MAP kinase scaffold activity. Bases 306 to 4232 code for a protein of 1308 amino acids. The transcript has 32 exons. The record is from RefSeq and is a predicted model, not a curated record. NCBI's taxonomy places the organism in Eukaryota, Metazoa, Chordata, Actinopteri, Cypriniformes, Xenocyprididae. Gene Ontology annotation, biological process: vesicle-mediated transport.